Molecule: messenger RNA, 2429 nt
Organism: Saccoglossus kowalevskii
Lineage: Eukaryota; Metazoa; Hemichordata; Enteropneusta; Harrimaniidae
Product: neuronal acetylcholine receptor subunit beta-2-like
Biological process (GO): monoatomic ion transmembrane transport
Cellular component (GO): postsynaptic membrane
Molecular function (GO): acetylcholine-gated monoatomic cation-selective channel activity; transmembrane signaling receptor activity
Source: RefSeq, a predicted model, not a curated record
UGAACACGGGCCACGAUACAUAGUUUAAUAACCUCAAAUAAGUUUAUUACACAUCCGAAAUAAAAGAAUAUUUCCUAUACAAGGUGGUCAAAAUAUUUCCAGUCCACGGUGGCCAAAAUAUGGCGAUAGGUGGGAAUAUUGUAAAUUAUUCGACGGUAUUGGUAUACAUUAAAACAAAGCUAAAGUCCAUGUAUGUUCGUCCAAUAAUGUGCAGACCCCAAAGCCACGUGCCCGUGACGAGUUCGCAUUGAAAGUUUUUUAUUGGUUGCUGGUGGCAUUGAAGACACUUUGGUCUUUAGAAUUACAACAAUCAACAACAUUGGUCUUUGGAAUUACAGUAGUGAACAAUAUAGAUCAGAGCUUAGUACUUUUGUGACUUACAAACAACAUUUAUUUUCAUCAUCAUGUUUGUUUUAAAUUUAGGGGGUCUCUGUAAACGAGCGGUGAUGUUCAGCGCCACAAUAUUGGUUUUCCUGAGCAUAAUAACCGUAGCGGAAGAAACCGGAACAAGUACAGACCACCGCCGAUUACUGGAUACUCUAUUUGAUCCCGCUAAAUAUAGUCCAAUAAUCCGACCAAUUUAUAACCGGGCACAUGUUACACAUGUCAAUAUGACCGUAGUACUGUCUACAAUUAUCGAUAUGGACGAACGUAAUCAACUUCUUAAAAGCAAUAUGUGGGUUACCUUGCAAUGGAUAGACGAGUUCAUGCGGUGGAAUCCUGAUGAUUACGGAGGAAUAGACAAUAUUAAGGUGCCUUCCACUGAUAUAUGGCUGCCGGACGUUGUACUGUAUGACAAUGCUGCCACGUCGUAUAUCAAUUUUCUAAUUAAACAAAUAGCCAUCAUUUACUACACUGGAGAAAUUUUGUGGGCAGCUCCCGUAAUAUAUGUGAGCUCGUGUUCAGUAGAUGUCACAUAUUUUCCAUUUGACAUGCAAAACUGUUCGAUGAAGUUUGGUCCUUGGCAACAUGACGGCACAGAGGUAUAUAUGCAUGGUGUCGCUAACAAAGAAGAGUAUCAAAGCGAUGGACAGUGGGAUCUAGUCGAGGUGACAGCAGUGGAAAAUGUGGAAUAUUACCCAGACCACCCUGAAGUACCAUAUACAGAUGUUAGAUUUGGAUUAGUAUUUACAAGAAGACCGCAGUAUUACGUUUUCAAUUUGUUAUUACCAAAUGCAUUGUUUACCGUUGUCACCAUCACAGUGUUCUAUUUGCCGCCGGAGUCUGGUGAAAAAAUUAGUUUAAGUAUUACAAUCUUGCUGUCCUUGACAGUGUUCCAGUUGAUGUUAGCGGAUUUUAUGCCACCUUCCAGUUUCCUGCCAUUCGUAGGAUACUACUUCAUCGGCGUAAUGGUGCUAGUGUCUAUGUCACUGGUGUCUUCAGUUCUAGUACUUAAUGUUCACUGUGGGACUCCAGAGGACGAUGGAAUGCCUGCUUGGGUACGGCGUUUGUGUUUAGAUCAUCUAGCGCCGUUGAUGCACGUUUGGAAACGACCGAUUGCCCGUCCUUUUCAAGCUAAUAUAUCAAUGCACAGACUGGAGGAAUUGAAGCGAGCGCCAACUUAUGUUAAGGCAAAACUGAGCAACGGGGAAGUGUUUUUGCCUUUGCUUCGAAAAUAUAGUAUAGUACCUGAUCAAAACAGUCGGCAUCGUAUCAUGGGCAGCUCGCCUGAACGCCCACGGAAGGUUCGGGGUAAUGCAUGUGACGAGAGUGAACUAGUCAUUGAGCUAUUGGAAGAAACAAAAAAACUCACCAAGUACUUUGACUUGAAGAGAAGAGAAGAGUUAGCCAAGAAAGAUUGGAAAAUUGUAGCAAUGGUCGUGGACAAAUUAUUUUUGUUAAUUUAUAUUAUCGGGAGUGUUGUUGCUGCAGUUAUCUUCGCCUGUCAGAUGGGAACAAAUACAUCAAAGACGAUAUAAAAUACAACAAAUAUGUGACAAGCAUGGGUUUCUUAUCCAACCAAUCAAAAUUCGUUUGCCAAAUAACAGAGUGGCCGCAACAAUCAAAAUGUUUGACAAAGCUACUGAAUCAUCAUCAUCAUCAUCAUCAUCAUCAUCAUCAUCAUCAUCAUCAUCAUUAUCAUCAUCAUCAUCAUCGUCAUUAUCGUCAUUAUCGUCAUUGUCGUCAUCACCAUCUCCAUCCUCAUCGUCAUCAUAAUGAUAUUUUAAUUGCAAUUCCGCACAUGACUAUAUAAAAAGACUUGAGUGUUGGGUGACAGUAUUUACAUUUAUUUGAACCCAGUUUCUAAUAAAGAUUUUCUGUACUCCGUGUGAUAUUUAGACCAGAAACCGUUCUCCAAAAAGUUCUCUUCGUAUCUCCAACGUAUAUACUGUUAGUCUCUGUCAGAGUAGACCGAAAAUAAGACUUAUGUGUUAACAUCCACAUGUCAGUCCGUGCUUCCGUCCGACGUAAUUUCACGGACAUGCCGA